AUGAGCGAGGAUUUCCUUCCGUUUGGUCCACCAUGGCCACCAAACGAGACAAGAGACAGGGGGGAAAGCCCACCGAAGCCAAAGGAUAAGGCGGACCGAGGAAACGUGGUCCCUGGAAUCUCGCCCAUGCAGAGUAUGAUCAAGAUGAUAGCUGCAGGCGACUACAUUCCGUUUUCUCCAGACAGCCCUGUAGCAACUAGACAGCAGCAGGAAGUUUUCCCGCAAGGGCCACGACGUUCCUCUGUCGUCCCCUUAAACCUGAGAACUCGAAUAGGGAAUCAGAGCCCUUUCGGGUUUGAUCGGGUAAAUGAUCCGCCGCCAACAGUCGCUGCAGAAGCGCAGGCGGAGACAUACCAGGCAGUGGAGGAGGUGUCGAUCCCAAACCUUGGUGCUGAACGUCCGCAAACUAAAGCAGACUCGACACUAUGGAACCCGGUCUUAUUGGGGGCCAGAGAUGAGCGAAAGGAUGGAAAUCGAGUAUGGCCGGCAAGAAAAGGAGGGAUCUACUGCGAUACGUGCUUUCGUGACGAGUGCAUCCGGUGGAUUCGAGCUCGGGACAAAGCCCUGAGUGUAUCUCGAUUGCUCGGGGUUGAUGGGGAGCCAGAGGGCAUGAAUCCCAUCGAGUCUGUCAUAUUCCCGGCUCAGAUAAAACACCGCGCAAAAAAGCUGUUUUGUCGCACUCCACCUGACGUUCUCGGUCUCGCUCUACUUCGAUAUUUGGCCCAAACGCGUAUUGAGGCUCUGGGAGAGGACACGCAGGAUGAGGUGACUGGGACACUGGACUCUUUGCGUCAAGACAUUCGUCUGUCGAAAGGCCGGUUAAAGCGACUUGAGAGGCAGUGUCGGACUUUGGUGGAGACUUGUGUGGUUUCCGAAUCCGGCCAAAAGAAGAUCAUUCCAGAAGGCGUUGUGUGGCUGUGGGAGUUUGACGCUAUGUUGCAGGACGUGAAUAAGAGGUCGUCGAAUGAAACACCCCUGGACAUGUCUUUUGCGACAACUUUAACAAACAGAGCCCAUGAGGCAGCGAUCGAUGAAUUGUGGAACAUGGCUGUUGCGCAUAUCAAUGUGAAGGACUCAAUGGUUCAUCGGACGAAGACUGAAUUGCUGAGGUUGAUUGGAACAGCCAUGGCCCAGGCAGCGACGAAGUCUAAACAAGAGAAUCGAGGUAGAGUAGGAGAACCACUCCCAUGUCAAUACUGUGCCCAGUCAGAGUCUGUUAACUCCAGAACCGCUCGGAACUCAAAUGGUCGAGCUGUCAAAGUAAAACCGUGGAUCGAACCACUGGUCUGGUCAGGCGAGAUGAGUGAGGAGACUGCAUCGAGUGCCAGUGCCGAAGAGUUCUUGCGUCUUGUCGAGUCGAGAGGCGCGGUGAUGGCGGAGGUAUCAGGCAUCAAAUUUCUGGUGGACUCGACCGGCGGCAAAAGGCGGAUUGUGCUGGUGGAAAUGGCGAGUGUGCUUGAUGACAUGUGGAAGGAGCGGCAGGAAGACAAGAGAUUUUAG
Messenger RNA from Podospora pseudocomata, 1500 nucleotides. RefSeq lists its product as uncharacterized. The transcript has a single exon. Lineage: Eukaryota; Fungi; Ascomycota; Sordariomycetes; Sordariales; Podosporaceae. The record is from RefSeq and is a predicted model, not a curated record. Bases 1 to 1500 code for a protein of 499 amino acids.